This is a messenger RNA of Penicillium alfredii, 1176 nucleotides long. Its product is annotated as snoRNA-binding rRNA-processing protein UTP6. The transcript has 2 exons. The coding region runs from base 1 to 1176 and encodes 391 amino acids. Gene Ontology annotation, cellular component: Pwp2p-containing subcomplex of 90S preribosome; small-subunit processome. Gene Ontology annotation, molecular function: protein binding; snoRNA binding. Lineage: Eukaryota; Fungi; Ascomycota; Eurotiomycetes; Eurotiales; Aspergillaceae. Gene Ontology annotation, biological process: maturation of SSU-rRNA from tricistronic rRNA transcript (SSU-rRNA, 5.8S rRNA, LSU-rRNA). The record is from RefSeq and is a predicted model, not a curated record.
AUGUCCGCCGCAACAGACAAAGCUCGAUUUUAUCUCGAGCAGUCGGUGCCAGAGCUCAAAGAAUAUGAGCGUAAGAAUAUUUUUACCAAGGACGAAAUCACCUCGAUUGUCAAGAAACGAUCCGAUUUUGAGCACAAACUCAAUGCGCGCGGGGCUCAGCCUGCUGAUUUCGUGCGCUAUGCCGAGUACGAAAUGAAUCUCGAUAUUCUGCGGAAGAAGCGAGUAAAGCGACUCGGGAUCCGGUCUGCAGGGUACAGCGGACAGCGACGAAUUUUCUUCAUCCUCGACCGAGCCACCCGCAAAUUCCACGGCGACCUCAAUCUAUGGGUUCAAUAUAUCGAAUAUGCUCGAAAACAGAAAGCGCACAAAAAGUUGACCAUGAUCUUUACCGAUGCUCUUCGGUUACACCCCACGAGUGCGGAGCUAUGGGUUUACGCUGCCAAAUAUGUAUUGGAUGACCAUGCGGAUAUGACACAAGCGCGGAGUUAUAUGCAGCGCGGGCUGCGGUUUUGCAAAAGCGCAAGGACGCUAUGGAUCCAAUAUGCGAAGUUGGAACUGAUCUACAUUGCGAAGUUGGUCGGUCGCCAACGGAUCCUGGGCUUGGAUGCGGAGGCCCAACAGCCCAACGUGGCUCAGGAUGGAGGAUUCGAUGCCGACGCCGACAUGAUUUCGUUGCCACAAAUCACCGGAGAAGACGUCAACCCGAGUGUGGGAGAGGAUGGAGAGGUGGAUCAGGGUGCAUUGCAGGCCCUCAACUCCACGCCGGCCUUGAGUGGUGCGAUUCCGCUGGCCAUUUUCGAUGCCGCCAUGAAACACUUCAACAACGACGAUCGGUUUGGACUGGAGUUCUACAAGAUGGCAUGGGAGUUCCAGGAUGUGCCAUGUCUGCGCAAGAUCCUCGGACAUGUGGUGGAGGCCAUGCAGGCAAACAAGCCGGCCAGCCCCCGGAUGCAGAUCUGCUAUAUCAGGUUCCCCACUGCUGGGGUCCAUACCACAUCGGCCGAGUUCCCACGGGCGUUGGGGAGCUCCCUCGCUCGAUUGAAGGAGUCCCAUCUGAGCAGCGAUCUUGCACGCGAGGUUGUGGAUUGGUUGCAACCCAUCGGGCAAACCGAGGGAUUGGAUCCUUCCUUGCAGAAGGUCAUUGCAGCCACCAUUCGCAGUGCCGACCGAGCAUAA